CGUUCCCCAGUCCCAGCUCAGCUUCCGCUUUGGGGCUGACUCCCUCAGAAUUCCGGUCCAUGGUACGGUGGACGCUUCUGCGGCUGGCAACUGGCUGGCUAUAUUCAACGUUGUGUCCGGGGCGAUCCUCGACCUGUCAUCGCUGCUCCCAAGCCCGCCAGAUCCUGGACCACAUCUCAUCAUUGGCCGGCAUCUCCCGCUUCCCCCACAGAUCUACACAUGUACUUUGUCAGCCGUUGUCCCGUCCCACCACUCCAACCAAACACCAAGUAGUGCUGAAUCUCUCCCUGGUCGCCAGCGGUUGGGCCGUGUGCCGCCCCCUGGUCCAGUGCCAAGGUGCUGUCAGUGGCCCGUUAACCCCGAGAACCACUCUAUACAGUGGAGUCAUAGUGCAUAUAUAGUGGAGCACUAACCACUCUUGUCCACUGGGCCACCUCUUUUCCGUCUCAUCUCAACGAUCUCCAUCUCCUCCUGCCAAAAAUCGAAAGGGUGUUGUCGAUCCUCUUUGCAUGAUCUGAUGACUCCAUGAUCGGAUCUUUUUUCUCAUUCUUGCCCCACCGGGCCCACCACCGCCAAAUCCAUGACGGACAGAACCUGAUCGACGUUCCUGGAUAUGGUCCAAGCAUGGUAAAAGCCUCUCCAGCGAAGCUAGCACCUGUCAACUGAUUUUCCAGAUGUUACCUAUGGCCAAGGUUUGUUGGGAUCCCGGCCACCCGCGGUCGAAAAAGAACAAAAGAGCGAGAGAAAAAACAGGGCAGCGGGAGAAAUGGGUGAAGGGGGCAGGCGGGAGCUGGAAGAGGCCAGAGAACGAGGUGGUCGAAAAAAAAAGAGGAAAUGAGGCAAUCGAUACCCAGUCUAUAACUGAUGUAGUUUUCUUCAACUCAGGUCCCACCUUGGCCUUCCGAGACAUGAUCGAUCAAUGUUCAGUGAGACCUGCAGUCUGAACUCAUGGUAACUGAAAUCAAUACCUGAAGCCUUGAGUGAUCAGCAACAAACAGUUUGUCCCACAAGAUUCAGUGAUACUUUACCGAGUACCUCAUUAUACCUUUGAAUUUCCCUCCUCUUCAUCCACGCAAUUCUUCGAUCAUCAUGAACCCCACCGGCAACAUCAUCGACAUGAACAUGGACUGGGCCGCGUACCUGACUGGUGUGGCACCAUGCCGCUUUCCGCCCUUUAGCCGCUCAGCAAAGAGCGAGACUGCGCCCAACCGCCAGCCAAUUGCAUCGACAACCCGGGUGCCUGUCGAGCAGGAGGAUCGCGAGAAGCUACUAGAGCUGUCUAGAGCCGAAGACCGGGACGGGCUCGGUGCUCUGCUCCGAACGGCCUGGGCUGUGCUCCUGCGCUGCUACACAGGGCAGGACGACGUGGCGUUUGGAUUUCAAGGUGACACACCUCAUCCCGUCGUUGCACGGUUCUGCCUUGAUGAUGCCGCGUCCGUCUCCGUGACCGUGGAACGUGCCAAGGCCGACUUUGCCAAGCAUCUGCCCCCGGUCCCGGCCGAGCUGAUCCGCGCCGGCGAUCACCCGCUGUUUGACACUUCCGUAGUGUUGUGGGGCCUACCCAGGUCUUCGGCACCGCGUCGGGUUAUGCCUCUGCAGCAGCAACCACAACAACACAAGCUCCGCCUCCUUGUCAAAGGCGGGGAGUCAAGUUUGAAUCUGUUCCUAGAGUGGAACAGUACGCUCUUGGGCAUGCCCAUGGCACAGGGCAACCUCAUCGCCAGCACCUAUGCCAAGAUCCUAUCGGCUCUUCUAGCGAGCCCUUUGGAUGCCACACUAGGUACGCUGCCCGUUCUGAGCCGGGCCAACGAAGACCAAGUACAGUUGUGGAACAACGAUGUGGUGAUCGACCCAGUGGACCGGUGUGUGCAUCAUGUCAUUGCCGACCAGGUGCUGGAUCGUCCGGAUGCAGAGGCCAUCUGCGCGUGGGACGGCUCGCUCACCUAUCGUGAACUCGACGCUGUGUCAGGUCGGCUGGCUGCACGCCUUGUUGGGUUGGGCGCAGGACCCGAAGUCCUGAUCCCACUUUGCUUCGAGAAAUCGAAAUGGACAGUAAUUGCCAUGGUUGCAGUCCUGAAGGCCGGUGCAGCCUUCGUUCCUUUGGACCCCUCUCAUCCCGUAGAGCGACUUCGGAGUCUCUGUGAUUCGGUGGGAGCAGACAUAGUCCUCUGCGCUCGUCAACUCGUGCCAACUCUUACUCAGGUGGGGCUGGAGACAGUACUGCCUGUGGAUGACCAGACUCUUGCGGAAUGCCCCGAGUUGCCGUCUGAUCAGCCUGGUCACUCUGUCAUGACCAAUGUGUCUAGCAGCAAUGUUGCCUAUGUCAUCUUCACAUCUGGCUCUACCGGCAAGCCCAAGGGUACCGUUAUCGAGCACCGAUCCUUCUGUUCCAGUGCCAGAUCUCAUGCUCCGGCACUUCGAAUCGAUGGCACCUGUCGAGUGUUGCAAUUCGCAGCACAUACAUUUGAUGCUAGUCUGGUGGAGAUCCUGACACCACUCAUGGUUGGAGCAUGUGUUUGCAUUCCCAACGAACAAGACCGGCUGAACGACCUCGCCGGGGCCAUGAGCCGGUUGCGAGUUGAUCAUGCCGUUUUGACACCAUCCUUUGUCGGUUUCCUUACCCCUGCUACCGUCCCUCAGCUUCGUAGGCUAGUUCUUGCUGGUGAGGCCAUGUCACCUACGCACGUCACAACGUGGUCUCACAUCGAGCUCGUCAAUGGCUACGGUCCGGCCGAGAGCUCCGUCGCUGCUGUUGUCAACCCUCGCGUCGGCCCUGCCACCGAGGCCACUGAUAUUGGCAUGCCUUGCGGUGUUCGUUGCUGGCUUGUCGACCCCACCGACCACACCCGUUUGGUGCCUGUCGGCUGUGUCGGUGAACUGCUCUUGGAGGGCCCGAGUUUGGCUCGAGGCUAUCUCAACGAGCCGACCAAGACUGAGGACAGCUUUGUCUGGAUGCAUGGUCGACGCUUCUACAAGACGGGCGACCUUGCGAGAUACAACUCGCCCAAGGGCUCUUUGAGCUAUGUCGGUCGCAAAGACACACAGAUCAAGUUCCACGGCCAACGUAUCGAACUGGGAGAGAUCGAACACCACAUGGCCGUCGAUGAAAGCGUGAAGCAUGCCCUAGUCCUCUUGCCCAAGCAGGGGCCAUUGGCCAAGCGCCUGAUUGCUGUUCUUUCCCUUCCGGACUCUGUCGGGUCUACCACCACCAGCUCCACUGGUACUUCAGUGUUGAGGCUGACUGAGAACUCUACCCUGACUGAGCCUAUUCUUCAGGGCAUCCGUGAGCGACUGGGCACCCGCCUCCCAGCUUACAUGGUGCCCUCCACUUGGCUAUGCGUCGAUGAAAUUCCGAUGUUAUCGUCGCGAAAGAUGGACCGCAAGACCGUGUCGACCUGGGUUGAAUCAACCCUCACCAACGACCAGUGCCAGCAAAUUAUCAUCAGACAACAGGUUGCGUCCAACACCGACUCUGUCGAUGCUGACGGCAAGGGUCCCGACAAUACCCCUAGCGAUGCCAAUCUCACAGACGCCGAGUCCAAGCUCCGUGGUAUCUGGAGUUUGGUGCUGAAUCUUCCUGCUGAUCAGAUUGAUGUCGACAACCGGAGCUUCCUCAGCCUUGGUGGCGAUUCCAUCACUGCGAUGGCGUGUGCAAGUCAGGCCAAGAAGGCAAACAUGGGACUGUUGGUGCAAGACAUACUCCGUGCCAAGUCUCUGAGACGACUGGCCGAGUGUGUCAGAGUCCUUGCAGAGCCGGAAGGACAUGAGGCUGAAGACAAAGAAGAGGAACUAGCUCUUAACAAGCGGUUUCCGCUCUCACCCAUUCAGCAGUACCACUUUCAGGCUCGCCGGCAAGCCGAGGGCGAUGAGCACUUCAAUCAGAGCUUCUGCCUCCGACUUGCGCGGCCCCUCGAUGAGGUUGUGGUACGGAAUGCCCUCAGAACUGUAGUUCAUCGGCAUCACAUGCUGAGGGCGCGCUUCGAACAAAGCCCGGAGACUGGCGAGUGGCAACAGUACAUCACCGCUGAUGUGGAGGGCUCUUACCGCCUUCGCAUGCAUAGCAGGAUCUUAAUUGCUGGUGAAGCCGAUGCAAGCAUUGCUAGCGCCCAAGGUUGCCUCAAUGUCCGUCAAGGUCCACUCAUCGCAGCCGAGUUGUUUGUAGCUCAAGGUCGCGAUGAUGGACACCAGGUACUCUUCAUGACAGCACAUCACCUAGUCAUUGAUCUGGUGUCUUGGAGAGUGGUACUAGAGGAGGUAGAGGAGAUUUUGGACAACAAGCCCUCCGUUAUCCACAGAUCCCUCCCAUUCAGAAAGUGGAGUGCUCUUCAAGCAAGCGACUGUCAAGUCAAGGAUCUUGACAAGCUGCUCCCGGGAUCCGAUCAGGUCCCUCCAGCACGCUUCGAGUAUUGGGGUAUGCAAGAGCGCCCAAACUUGUACGGUGAUGUGGCCUGUGAGGGCUUCGAGCUUGAUCCAAAUACAACGGGCCUUCUGCUGUCAGAUCAGUGUCAAGCACCUCUUCGAACAGAGACAGUGGAGCUUCUCCUGGCAGCCCUUCUCUGGUCCUUCCGCACAGUCUUCACAGACCGCCCCAUGCCAGCCAUCUUUAAUGAGGGACACGGCCGUGAGCCUCCCCGACCAGAGAUUGACAUCUCUCGUACUGUUGGCUGGUUUACCACGCUAUUUCCCGUGGCCUUGUCACGGCCCAACAGCUUCGUGGAUGCCCUUAUCCAAACAAAGGACUCUCGGCGCAAGGUGCCGGGCAACGGUCGUCCCUAUUUUGCGGCACGAUUCCACACCAACGGUGGACGUGAGCGAUGGGCUACUCACCACAAGGACAUGGAAAUCUCGUUCAACUUCCUGGGUCGAUACCAGCAGCUCGAGCGUGUUGGUGCUUUGUUCCAGCCUGCCUCGGGUGCCCUCAUGGCCGGUGAAGCACAUCCAGGCAGCCCAACAGCUGACUUUGGCCACAUGGCUCUUCGAUUCUCCCUCUUCGAAAUCUCGGCCGUCAUAGUGCGCGGUGCUCUGCGAUUCGGCUUUGCUUGGAACCGCCAUAUGCUCCACCAGUCGUUGAUCCACGAUUGGGUUGCUGCCUGUCGCCAGACCUUGAUCGAUGCCACAAGGGCCCUUUCCUCGCUCAGAUAUCGCCUCACGGCUAGCGAUCUUGCGCUUAUCCCCGAGCUGAAGCCCGCCGACCUUGCUACCUUUGAGGAAAGUCGCCUCCCCGGACUGACAGGAGGUCGAGGAUGGGAAGCUGUCGAGGACAUCUAUCCGGCCUCACCCAUCCAGCAAGGUCUCUUGAUGAGUCGAACCAAAGACGGAGACUUCUAUGCUGUCCGGCGAGUGCUCCGCUUCAAGCCGCAUGCAGACUUUCCCUUGAGCGCGGAUAGGCUUGUGCAAGCCUGGAAGGGUGUUGUGCAACAUCAUGCGCUGCUUCGAACCGUCUUCGUUGACGCGAUCAGCUCUGUGCGGGCUGGCGGCUAUGACCAGGUGGUGCUCAAGGAUGUCGAGCCUUCGAUACAGCUGCGGGAAUGUCUGAAUGACAACGAGAUGCUGGCAAUGGCCAAAAGCCUGCAGCCCAUGAAGUACCAAGAUAAUAAUGCCACCCAGCACCGCUUCUCAGUCUUCCAUACCGCCGAACCCAGCAAUGGCAUCAUCUGUGUUUUGGAGAUGAGUCACACGGUGAUGGAUGGUGCAUCCAUGGACCUUUUGCUCCGCGACCUUGGCCGUAGCUACGAAGGAACUCUGAAUGGGUUCCCGAAGCCACUCUUCAGCCCUUUUGUUUUCAGCCUUCAGCAGCGUAAUUUGGAUGAAGACGUGGCUUUCUGGAAACAUCAUCUCGAAGGUGCCGAGCCCUGCCACUUUCCAGUUUUAACCGAUGGUCUCGUCAUCCCGGACCACCAGAAGGAGCUUCGUUCGCUUCGCAUCUCAUUCCCUGAGCUCAGCUCCUUGCGAUCAUUUUGCCAAGAGACUGGAGUCACUCUGCCAAACGCUUUCCAUGCCGCAUGGGCAGUUACGCUGGCCCGUUAUACCGGCACCGAUGAUGUUUGUUUCGGUUAUCUUAUUUCCGGCCGUGACGGCGAGCACGUCGAGGGCUCGGAAGACGCAGUCGGGCCUUUCAUCAACAUGGCCACUCAGAGAGUGAAACUUGAGUCAUCUGACGAUGCCCCUAUGUCUUUGAUGAGCCUUCUUGAAGCAGUGCAAAAGGAGCAGCUUGAAAGCAUGCCAUACUCUCAGGCAUCUCUGGCUGAAGUUCAGCAUGCUCUGCAUCUUCCCGGUGGGAUGGCACUGUUCAAUACGUGCAUCUCGUAUCGCCGACUUCUCCAACACAGAGCCGAGACCAAGCCAGGAUCGCUUGUUUGGGAGGAUGUAGAAGCUAUCCAUGACCCUACAGAGUAUCCAAUUUCGGUCAAUGUCGAGGUUGACGAUGAUGGCUGGGCUGCCAUUGACAUUGACUACUGGACAGACUCGGUCAUCGACGCCCAGGCGCAGAAUGUGGCUGCAACCUUCCUCCAAGUUUUGGCCAACAUCGUCAAGCACGCAGAACAGCCCAUCUCGCAGCUCGAUUUCGUCCACGACACUAGCAAGGAGCUCAUUUGGGCAUGGAACAAGAACAUGCCACCAAACACAGCGGAAUGUGUGCACCGCAUGGUGGAGAAACAAGUUGCUCUUCGACCCAAUUCACCAGCCGUUCGCGGAUGGGAUGGUGACUUCACCUAUCAGGAAAUGAACACUCUGGCCAAUCGCCUUGCUGAGCAUCUUCGAGGCUUUGGUGUCGGGCCAGAAGUUUUGGUGCCUGUCUGCUUUGAUAAGUCAUCGUGGACCGUCAUUGCCAUGCUUGCCGUCUUGAAAGCAGGCGGAGGCGUUGUUCCCCUCGACGCUACUCACCCCACCAAUGCAUUGGAGGGCAAGGUCCUUGACGCGGGUGCCAUCAUCGUCGUUGCUUCAGAGACACGUGCCUCCAUGUUUGAGACGAUGGUACCGUACGUGGUGGCGGUAGGAGCAGAGAUGAUGCAGAGUCUCGAGGAUCUUGUUGUCGAAGACGACCACACCGAGUCCUCACCAGAAGAUGCAGCAUUUGUUAUGUUUACUUCCGGCAGCACCGGAAAACCGAAGGGUGUAAUUCUUUGUCAUCAAGCGCUCGUCUCCAGCGCCCUCGCACAUGGAUCAGCGCUAGGUUUGGGGCCACAUACACGUUUCCUGCAGUUUGCAGCUCACACUUUCGACAACAGUCUGGAAGAGAUGUUCACCAACCUCAUCCAUGGUGGCUGCGUUUGCGUUCCUUCGGAAGAAGACAGACUCGGGGACCUCCCGGGCGCCAUCAGGAGGCUUGAUGCCAACUUUAUGGAUCUGACGCCCACCGUGGCGGCAUUGCUCCGGCCCGAGCAGGUGCCGAGCAUUCGUGGUAUGGCUGUUGGAGGGGAGGCUCUGACACAGGAGGUUCUCAAUAUCUGGGGCGGCGCGAUCCCUGUGCACAAUCAGUACGGGCCCAGUGAAUGCUCUAUCAACUCGACACACCGUCUCCACAUUGACGCCAAUGGUGAUGUUGCGAAUAUUGGCACCAGCGUUGGCAGCGUUUCGUGGGUGGUGGACCCUCGCGACCACAAUCGAUUGGUACCCAUUGGCUGCGCUGGCGAGUUAUUGAUUGAGGGGCCCAUCCUGGCCAGAGGUUAUCUCGAGAUGCCCGUCGAAACGGCGAGGGUGUUUGUGGAGAUGCCUCACUGGGCUGCCCUGGACCCGUAUCACUCAGAGAGAGGCGCCAGGAGGAUGUACAAGACGGGAGACUUGGUAAGGUAUAACUCGGAUGGCUCGCUAAUUUAUUUAGGUCGAAAGGAUACCCAGGUCAAGCUGCACGGGCAGCGUAUCGAACUCGGCGAAAUCGAACACCAUGUGAAGGCGUGCCUUCCAGAAACCUCCCAAUCCUCUGUCGAGCUCAUUUCAGUCGGACAAUCUCAGAAGGCUCUUGGCGCCUUCAUCUGUCUGACCCAGGAGGAUCAGUCAGAUGAAAAGAUUGCUAUUUUCCCCAUGACCGCCCCUUUCCGAUCCCUUGCCCAGACCAUUGUCGACUCCAUCUCCACCAAGAUGGCCGCUUAUAUGGUACCAUCUGUUUUCAUCCCCGUCACCAAGAUGCCCCUGACGUCCUCUGGAAAACUCGACCGAAAACGACUACGCAACAUGGCACAGGCGCAGUUCGAGAAACUCGACAAAGACGACCCCAACGGUAUCACGGCCUACCGACUCGGGGCGAAGAAGAGUGGUGGGCGGGCUCCUGAAACCGCCAUGGAAAAGGAACUUCAGCAGCUGUGGUCGACCGUUCUCAAUGUUGAUCUUGAAGCCAUUGGCGCCGACGACAGUUUCUUCCGUCACGGUGGUGACUCGGUCGGAGCUAUGCGUCUCGCAGCGGCUGCACGACAGAGGGGUCUCGUUCUCGCGGUUGCCACCAUAUUCCAAACCCCAAAGCUCUCUGAAAUGGCGAAGGAUAUGAAGACAAGUGAGUCUCACAAGUUCGGAUCGUUGAACGAGGCAGUCAACAACGAAAGCACUGUCGAUUAUCUGCCCGGGCCAACCAAGGCGUUCAGCCUCAUUGCCUCAAAGGCUCCGCAGGACAUUGAGGCUUUGCGCCAACAAGUAGCCUCGUUAUGUCGGGUCAGUCCUGAAGUCGUGGAGGAUAUCUACCCCUGCACGCCACUCCAAGCAGGCCUUGUCGCAGCUUCACAAAGACAGCCCGGAGCAUACGUUGCUGUCAAUGCAUACAAGCUGCCAGCCGGGACAAACUUGGAGCAAUUCAAGCAAGCGUGGGCAAAGGUCGUUGCGUCCGAGUCCAUCCUCCGUACAAGAGUUGUCUUUAUAGAAGAUCUCGGCUUCUUGCAGGUUGUUGUUCAAAGCCCAAUCUCCUGGACCACUCUGAAGGACAUCAAUAACCUCCCCGAAACCUCCCGCCACCUACCACCACACGAUGGCGGUAUCCUGUCUCGCUACGCCAUCGCGGGAGAGGAAACCGAUUCCCCGACUUUUGUAUGGACCGCUCACCAUGCCCUGUAUGAUGGAUGGAGCUUGCCAACGUUGUUGGGCCGCGUCGAGCAUCAGUACCACCACCCCGAGGCCCCUCUGGCGCCAGUGCCAAACUAUUCACGCUUCGUCGAAUACCUGUCCAACAGCGAUACGGUCACCUCGGAUGCGUUUUGGAUCGAAGCUCUCUCCGGUUCUGCAGCUCAGCAAUUCCCUUCACUGCCACGCCCGGGUUACGACGUAAAAGCCACCAGCCAAGCGCGGCGAUCAGUGCGGUUCACCCGUCCAAAAGAGACCGAGGUGACAAUGGCGUCUCUGUUACGAGCAGCAUGGGCGGUUGUGGUGUCCAUCUACUCUUCGUCAGAGGAUGUCACAUUCGGUGAAGUGUUGAACGGACGUGAUGUUCCUGUGGCUGGCAUUGAAGACCUCGUGGGCCCAACCUUGACAUCAGUUCCCAGGCGCAUCCGCAUCGACCGAUCGCUCAGCGUGCAAGAAAUGCUGCUUGAGGUCCAAAGACAACUGAACGGUGCCAUCCCCCACCAGUUUGCCGGACUGCAGCGGAUCCGAACACUCAGUCCAACUGCUGCUGCUGCAUGCGACUUCCAAAACCUCCUUGUUAUCGACACAGCUGAAGAGGUGGCGGAAGAUAGCCUCUGGAACAACCUUGCCGGCGGAGGGUCGAAGCAAGGUGCGGACUUCUUUAGUUAUCCGCUCAACGUGACGUGUACUGUCGGCUCUGGGGGUGCUUCAAACGAUAGCACCAUCGAGUUGUGUGCUUAUUUCGAUGCUGGCAUCUUGGCCGAGUGGCAGGUGGUCCGGAUGCUGGGCCAGUUUGGAACUGUGCUGGAGCGACUGUCUUCGAUAGACAAUCAGACAACAAGAAUCGGGGAGAUCGAUCUGAUGGGUGCUGAAGAUAAGGAAAGGGUACGGGAGUGGAAUCAGACUCCGAGUCCGGUUGUGGAUCGUCGCGUGCAUGACAUGGUGCUCGAGGAACUGAUUCGGCGGGGUAGCGGAUCGACAGCCGUGGUAGGAUGGGAUGGAACCUUGUCGAAUGGAGAUCUCGACGCGCUCUCGGCGGUGCUGGCAAGGGAGCUAUCGUCAAAGGGAGUCGGGCGUGGUGACGGCACUCGCUUCGUUCCCUUCUGUCUCGAGAAGUCGGUGUUUGCCGUGGUUGCACUGCUGGCCAUCCUCAGGACAGGAGCAGCCUUUGUGCCACUGGACCCAGCCCACCCAGUCGAGCGCAUGAGGGAGAUUGCAAGAGACUGCGACGCCAAACUUAUUCUGUGCUCCCCGCAGUUUGAGAGCACCUGCCUCCAGGUUGUCGACACCAUCGUUCCUGCCGAUCUGGCUAGUGUCAAGAGGCUGCUCGCAGCCACCACGGAAAGUGUUACUGAUCAAGGACAGCUUCAGCUCCAUGAUGUCUCUGUCCCAACCGACCCGGCCUAUGUCAUCUUCACCUCGGGCACAACGGGCAAGCCCAAGGGCACCCUCAUUUCCCAUGCCGCCUUCUGCUCAGGUGCCGCUGCCCAUGGACCAGCCAUGCUCAUGAACCCUCCCUUCCGCUUCCUCCAGUUUGCAUCUUACACCUUCGAUGCCUCGAUGGUUGAGAUCUUCACCACUCUCAUCAUGGGUGGUAGUGUGGCCGUUCCUCGUGGGGAAGACCGCACCAACGGCAACAUUGCCUCUGUCAUGGAACAGAUGGAAGUGACCAUGACCUUGCUCACUCCCUCCUUUGCCCGUGUCCUGAAGCCCAGUGAUGUCCCUCACCUCAAGACACUGAUCCUGGGUGGUGAGGCCAUGACGCAAAGCCAUAUUGACACCUGGGCUGACAAGGUCAACUUGGUCAACGCCUACGGCCCGAGCGAGUGUGCCGUGGUGGCUACUGUGAAUCCCCGCAUGCACCGCGCAGCCAUCCCGUCCAAUCUCGGAAGAGGAAUUGGUCGUUGCUGGAUUGUUGACCCCCAGAACCAUAAUCGCCUCGCACCACUUGGAUCCGUUGGUGAGCUGCUCAUCGAGGGUCCCACACUGUCGACCGGUUAUUUGAGAAACGAGGCCAAGACCAAGGAGGUGUUUAUCCAAGAUCCUCAAUGGGCCAAGGCGGAGUCUCUGCGCUUCCCAGACAUGCCACCAUCUUCUCCGCGCCGCAUGUACAAGACCGGAGACCUUGUUCGCGUGUGCGACGAUGUGUCUGGCGAGAUGUUUUACAUGGGACGCAAGGACUCGUCUCAAGCCAAGCUCAACGGCCAGCGCCUGGAGUUGGACGAGAUUACUCACCAUCUAGCUGCUGAUGAUGGCAUCCGACAUGCUGUGGUCACCAUCCCCAAAACAGGUGCAUGUGCCAACAGACUUGUUGCUGUUGUUUCUCUUCGAUCAGCUCCCCAGGAGGCUGUGGACCCGACUAUCAAGUUCCAUAUGGUGACGUCCAGGCAGGCGUGCGACGCCGUCAAGCAAUCAGAAGACCGAUUACGACAGAAGCUGCCACCGUACAUGGUGCCUUCAACAUGGCUUGUCCUUCAAGAAAUACCGCUUCUGCCGUCUGGAAAACUUGACCGCACCAGUGUCGUCCGGUUUGUGGAAAAUAUUGACGAGGAGACUCUGGACACAAUCAACCGCGCCCUCUCGUCUGCUGUCGACUCAGUUCACCAAGGUCACUCUGCCACACAGGAUGAUGUUGUUUCUGUGGAAGAGAAGCUCAAGUCUGUCUGGAGCCAGGUGCUCAAUAUCACACCAGACAGAGUUGGACGCAAUGUCUCCUUCCUGCACCUUGGAGGUGACAGCAUCACCGCAAUGCAAGUCAUGGCUCGCUGUAGAUCACUGGGCCUCACUGUCACUGUGCGGGACAUCAUCAGCAGCAAAUCGGUCCAUGACCUCGCCCUGAAGGUUGACGCCCCUCGCCAUCAACGACAAGGCCCGAAGGCUGACGGCGAGGACCAACACGACUUUGACCCAUCACCGAUCCAACAGCUGUACUUCGAACAGCUGAUGGGUGGCAAUACCCCAUCUGCUGGAUCUCGGAACUUCCACCAGUUCAACCAAAGUGUUCUGCUGAGGCUCGCAAAGCACGCUACCGCUCAUGAUCUUGAGCGUGCCAUCCAGGCCUUGAUCACGACACAUUCGAUGCUCCGCGCUCGGUUCCGUCGCGGGGGCACGGGACACUGGCGGCAGCGCAUCACAACUGAUGUCAGGGGCUCAUAUCGUUUCAAGACACACGCCAUUAGCGACCAAAGUCGAAUCGAGAAACGUGUUCAGAAUUCUCAAAAGGUGCUCGAUAUCCAAAACGGCCCCUUGUUGGCAGCAGACUGGCUCACGGUCGGCAAAAGCGACAAAGAUGUGUUCGUCUUCAUCACGAUCCACCAUCUCGUGGUCGACGUUGUCUCGUGGGGCAUCAUUCUCCAGGACCUGGAAGACUUCCUGGCCACUGGGAAAAUCAAGGCCCCUGCGUCACUGUCUUUCCAGACAUGGAGCCGUAAGCAGUCUGAGCAGGCCCAGUCGCAAAAGAAUGGCUCCUCGUUGCUUCCGCACCACGAGCCUGCAGCCGAGGACCUGCAGUACUGGGGGAUGAUUGGUACCUCGAACGUUCAAGGCGAUGUUGUUGAGGGUGCUAUUGUUGAGUUGGACGCAGACACAACUAAUCUGCUGCUUGGGCCGGAUUGCCACAAGCCCCUCCAAACUGAGCUGGUUGACGUUUUGCUUGCAGCCUUGUUGGUUUCAUACCGCAGCGCAACACCCGACCGGCAAGGUGCACCCACGAUUUAUAAUGAAGGACACGGACGUGAGACGGGGGAUGACACAGUUGAUCUAUCAAGAACUGUUGGAUGGUUCACAACUCUAUCGCCAGUGCACCUGCCAGAAGAGUCUUCCUUGGAUGGAGAUAUCGUCAACGCGAUUCGCUGGAUCAAAGACUAUCGACGUCGUUUGCCCGAGAAGGGUCGCCCAUAUUUUGCUUACCGCAUGCUCACCUCGGAAGGCCGCGAAAAGUACGGUCACCAGUGGCCCGUAGAAGUGGCCUUCAACUACCUCGGGCAGAUGCAGCAGCUCAGCCGUACUGACAACUUCCUGCAAACCUGCGAUCAUCUCUCAGUGAACUCGGAAUUUGAUAUCGGGAAAGACGUUCCCCGCUUGGCACUCAUUGAUGUGUCUGCAGUUGUCUCAGCAGGGCGUUUGAGGCUGUCGUUCUCGAUCAACAAACACAUGAAACGCCGGGAUGCCAUCAACACGUGGGCGAAGAACUGCCAAGGUCUUCUUCGAGAGGCCGCCGAAAGAUUGAUGGAUCGUGCACCCGAGAAAACUCUCAGCGCAUUCCCACUGUUGCCCCUAACCUACUACGGCCUGGAAAGUCUCAACGAGAGACUGCGGUCUAUCGAGGUCAACCCCAGCAACGUUGAGGACGUCUACCCCUGUUCGCCGAUGCAGCGCGGCCUGUUGUUGAGUCAGCUUCGUGACCCCGAAAAGUAUGCCUACAGCGCCGUUUUUGAGGUUCAGUCUUCCGCGGGAGAGGUCAACCCGGAACGGCUGCACGAUGCUUGGCAAGUUGUUGUCCAACGCCACGCAACUCUCCGGACGGUGUUUGUGGAUACUGUCGGUGAUGAGGGUUUGAUGGACCAGGUCGUAUUGCGCGAGUUCCCCGGCAGGGUUUAUACCAUGACCUGCGAGGACGCUGGUCAAGACGCUGACAAGGCCAUUGUUUUCUGUCUGGAGCAGAUUCAGGGCAUCGACUACAACGAAAAGAAGCCAUCGCACCGCCUCAUAAUCUGCAACACGGCUACUGGACGGACCUUUUGCAGACUCGAGAUCAGCCAUGCGAUCUGCGACGGUUCUUCGAUACCAAUACUGCUCGAUGACCUGGCGGAUGCUUACGGUAAUGGGGACGAUUCAAAACCCAUCAAGAUCCAAAAGUCUGCACCGCUUUAUCGCGAUUACAUGGCCUACAUCCAGUCUCAACCUCGUGCCGACAGCGUUGCUUACUGGAAGAACUAUCUCGACGGCGUUGAGCCUUGUCUGUUUCCCGCUCUCUCGGACGGCCACGCUCAUACAGAGCCAUCACUUGGGUCUCACAUCAUAUGCUUUGACCGCCAUGUCAUGGGUGAAGUCAACACAUACUGUGCUGACUCAGGAAUCACACUCUCGACAUUGCUUCAAUUUGUAUGGGCCAUGGUUGUGCGAUCCUACACGGGUUCGGAUGAUGUCCUCUUUGGCUACUUGGCAUCUGGAAGAGACCUCCCUGUGGCCAACAUCGAGCAUGCUGUUGGCGCCUUCAUCAAUAUGCUUGUGUGUCGUGUCCACAUUCCCUCUGAUGCCGAAAUUGCUGAAGCUUUAGACACCAUCAAGGGUGACCUCGCGGAUGCCAUGGCACACCAGAGCUGCUCCCUUGCCGAAAUGCAGCAUGAACUGCGACUCGCCGGCUCAGCCCUUUUCAACACGGCUUUUACCUACCAGAAGCGAGGCCGUGCGCAGUCUUCUCCUUCGCAGUCCGAUCUCCGGUACCGCGUCGUGAGUUCGGAAGACCCAAGCGAAUAUGUUGUGGCCGUCAACGUCGAGGCCACGGACGACAAGGUCGAGGUUCACUUCAGCCACUGGAGAAAUAUCAUUUCGGACGCUCAGAUCAGAAACGUUGCCAACGCCUUCCAGCAGACUCUGUGCGAUAUCGUCACAGAUAAAGGGGAUGACUGCACUGUGGCUGAGAUUGACAUGGUCGGCCCAGCCGGGCUCGGCCAGAUCUGGUCGUGGAACAACUAUGAGCUACCGUGUGUAGAGCGGUGUGUACACGAAAUCAUAUCGGAGCACGCUCUUCAACGUCCUUUAGACACCCCUGCUGUUUGUGGGUGGGAUGCAUCCUUCACCUAUGUCGAACUCGAGGCUGCAGCAUCAGCCUUGGCCCGCCAUCUCGUUGAAUGGGGACAUGUUGGCCCAGAUACCUUCGUGCCGCUCUGUUUCGAGAAAUCUGCCUGGACUGUUGUGGCUCAAAUUGCCGUUCUCAAGGCUGGCGGUGCGUUUGUGAAUCUGGAUCCCAGUCACCCAAGCGGCCGGCUCGAGCAGCUCAUCCAGGAUGUCGGGGCUCAAAUCGUCCUCUGCUCCCCUCUGCAUCAGCAUAAGAUGGCCAAGAUUGCACCAAAGACCCUCAUCGUCAAUGCCGAUUCCAUCACUACUUUCUCUCAGGAGCGGUCAGGGGCAACUUCUUUCCCAGCGAGGCCAACCAACGCCGCCUAUGUCAUUUUCACAUCCGGCACGACGGGCAAACCAAAGGGCACAGUGAUUGAUCAUGGAGCAUUCUGUACAGGGGCUCUCGCUCAUGCUCGUGCCAUGUUCAUGCACUCGGACUCGCGCGUCCUUCAGUUUGCUUCCUACACAUUUGAUGCAAGUGUCAUGGAAACACUUUCUUGCCUGCUCGUUGGCGGUUGCGUGUGUGUCCCGUCAGAUGAGGCCAGGAUCAAUGAUCUUGCAGCUGUGAUCCGUGACAUGAACAUCACCUGGACCUUGCUCACGCCAUCAGUGGCGAGCACCGUCAAGCCAGAAAGUGUUCCUUGCCUAAGGACACUUGUCACGGGAGGCGAAGCGAUGGCAGCGGGUCACAUUGAGCGCUGGGGUACCCAAUGCGCACUGGUCAACGCCUACGGUCCUACAGAGUGCUCAGUGGUGGCCACUACCAGCACCAAAGUCAAUGAGUCGCAUCGCGUAUGCAAUGCCGAUCGGUCCAGUAUUGGCAGUGCGGUAGGUGGUCGUGUCUGGGUUGUGGACCCCCAAAACAUCCACCGCCUGGUGCCUGUGGGUGCCAUUGGUGAGCUUGUGGUUGAGGGAAGACUGGUCGCUCGAGGCUAUCUCAACAACAAAGAGCAGACAGACAAGGCGUUCAUCCGAUCACCCCCCGAAUGGAUGAGCCACCCGGUCCUUGAAGGCAUCGAACAGACCUAUCCACCAGGUCUCACUGUUGGUAUCUACAAGACCGGCGAUCUCGUGCGAUGCAACUCGGACGGAUCCAUCUCCUACGUGUCUCGAAAGGACACACAGAUAAAGUUAAACGGAAGACGCAUUGAGCUUGGCGAGAUCGAAUCUAACUGCUUGGCGGGCCUUCCAGCGGACUCACAGCUCGCUGUCGAUAUCGUCACUCCUGCCAGCAGCCGGGCCGCAACAAAGUCACUGGCUGUCUUCUUCUGCUGCAAGGUUAUGGAAGAGGCUGCCGAUACACCUGCUGGGUUCUGCCUCCUCCCCAUGAGUGACCCACUCCGUCAGGUUGCCCAAGCCCUCAAGACUCACCUCAUCGCCGUCAUUCCUGCCUACAUGGUCCCACAGCUCUUUGUGCCUGUAUCUGGAAUGCCCUGGACCAGUGCAGGGAAGCUUGAUCGUAGACAACUGCGUCGAGCCAUCGAGGAAGAUGUCAGCAGAGAGCUUUUGGCCGGCUACAGGUUGGCUGCCGCUGCUGCCACCAGCAAGCGCCGCGAACCAGCCAGCGAGGUUGAGAAGAAGUUGCAAGGUUUGUGGGAAACCGUGCUGGGGCUGCCGAGUGGUUCUGUGAGCCUUGACGAUAGCUUCUUUGGUUCUGGCGGCGACUCCCUCACUGCCAUGCGUCUUGUGGGCGCUGCACGCGCCCACAAAAUGGUUUUGUCUAUCUUGGAUGUAUUUGAGAAGCCCACCCUCGCCGAGAUGGCACUCGCUUGUGUUCGGGAACAAAACACGACAACGUCAGUUCAGCAAGCACUUCAGCCAUUCGACCUCGUGCCCUGCCCCAAGACGAAGCUCGAUACCCUUCUCCAUGAGGUGUCUUCCCGUUGCCAUAUGGACCGCCAAAUGAUCCAAGACAUAUACCCAUGCAGUCCAUUGCAAGAAGGACUUGUUGCUCUUGCCAACAAACAAGAGGGUGCAUACGUGGCUGUCAAUACUCUACAGCUUCCACACAACGUCGAUAUGGAUUGCUUCAAGGCAGCCUGGCAGAAGGCUAUCGAUGACACGGAUCUCCUACGAACUCGGAUAGUCCACACAGCCACUUCCGGGUUUCUGCAGGUGGUCACCGCACCUCAGCCUGUCGUCUGGCAUCAAGAUGACCACCUAGACGAGGCUGACUUGCGAGGCAAGGCAUUAGGGCAUCAAAAUGGUGGCGAGCUCACUAGGUAUUCUUUUGUGAAGCACGGCCACGCUUGCCACUUUGUCUGGGCUAUCCACCACGCUCUUUACGAUGGAUGGAGUCUCCCUCUCAUUGCCCAACGAGUCCAAGAGACUUACCGCCAACUUCAAAUGUCCGAAAGAGCCAAACUCUCCUUGCCCGACGAACCCAAUAGCCAUGCUCGCUACGCCAGUUUCAUCCAGUAUUUGGGUCAGCGCGAUGUUUCUGCCUCGGAGAUGUUCUGGACCAACCUCCUUGAUGGCGCAUCGUCGGUUACACAUUUCCCGCAACUCCCUGCAACUGUGGCAUCUAUGAAUACUAUGACGAAGAAAUUCCGGGCAGAGACAUGCAAGCUCAAUCUCGGCCGAGCACAGGUUCUUGCAGACAUCACAAUCCCCACCCUGAUUCGGGCGGCUUGGGCCAUCACCCUCGGCACUUACACUGGGACUGAAGAUGUAAUCUUUGGUGAGACGUUGUCUGGUCGCAAUAUCGACCUACCCGGCGUCAUGGAGAUGCCAGGACCCACCUUCACAACAGUCCCCACAAGAGUUCGGCUAUCACGAGAUAUUCCCGUAGUGCAAUUACUACGCAACAUCCAGGCGCUGACAAGCCGGUUGGCCCCUCACCAACAUCUGGGACUGCAGCAUAUCAAGAAGCUUAACCAAGACUGCGCGGGCGCUUGUGACUUCCAGAAUCUACUGACGAUUCAGAGCUCGCCAUCUUCCCGACAAAACACCGAGUUUGCAGACGUCCCCUGGGACUUUCAAGGGGGGUCUUCCACAGAAGGCUUCUUCACACAUCCGCUUGUGCUCGAAUGCACCGUUUCUGAUGCGGGCAUCCAGGCGACCAUUCACUCAGACGAGGAUGUCCUUUCAGACUGGCAGACCAAGCGCCUUGUGCAGCAGCUCGAGUCUGUUUUGCAAGCACUUGCCAGUGCCUCCAAGAGCGUCAACACCACUCUAGCCAGCAUCCAAGUCAUCAGUGCCGAUGACCAGGCGAUCAUUGCCAAGUGGAACCGCAUCAACGCCCAAGGAGAUAUAGAGCACGUCGUUGACUCGUGUAUUCACAGUCUCUUCUUGAGAGAGGCUUCCGCACAUCCAGACCGCGUUGGAAUCAGUGCAUGGGAUGCUGAACUCACGUACGGCGAAGUCAAAGAGCACGCGACUCGGUUGGCGUUCCGUCUGAGGCAGCUUGGAGUCGGCCCAGAGACCAUGGUCCCAGUCUGUGUUGAGCGGUCUGCUUGGGCCGUAGUCACGUUGCUGGCAAUUCUUCUGAGUGGUGGCGCAUUUGUGCCCCUGGAUCCCGAUCAUCCUGCUGCUCGACACAAGGAUAUGAUAGAGACAGUCAGCCCACCAUUGCUGCUCUGCAGUCCUGCAUACGCCACCCGGUUCCAGCAUCUCGUCAAGACUUGCCUGUUUGUGGACAGCGACAUUAUCCGCGGCCUCCCUUCGGGUGGCUUAGGACUUAUCAAUAAGAAUGGCGCCCGCCCUGACAACACUGCCUAUGUUCUCUUCACAUCGGGCAGCACCGGGCGUCCGAAGGGUGUCGCGGUUGCUCACCGUGAUUUCUGCAGCAGCUCUCGCGGCUACGCCCGCGCAACCCACAUUACGUCGUCCUCGCGCGUUCUGCACUUUGCCUCGCUCACCUUUGAUGUCGCCCUGAUGGAAGUGCUUACGCCCCUGACGCUGGGAGGAUGUGUCUGCGUUCCUACAGGAGAAGAGCGGCUGCAUAACCUUGGCGAGGCGAUUGUAAGACUGCGCGCCACAUGGGCAUUCCUUACACCGUCAGUGGCCCAUUUGCUUGACCCUGAUAUCGUCUGCCCUACGCUCAAGACUCUUGUGUGUGGCGGCGAGGCCAUGUUGGCCGAGACUGUCGAGCGCUGGGCUGAUCGUCUGGAGCUCAUGAACGGCUACGGUCCUACCGAAGCGUCAGUGUUGGCUGUUGUGAACCCCCGUGUUUCAAUGGAGCGUGAUUCAAGCAUCAUUGGUCGCGCAACAGGGGCAGCACGUGCGUGGGUUGUGGAUCCUAGAGAGAACUACAAUCAUCAACUGGCACCAGUUGGAGCUGUGGGCGAGCUUGCUAUUAGCGGUCCACUCCUCGCUCGCGGGUAUCUCAAUGACCCUCAAAAGACAGCCAAAGUGUUCAUCGACAGUCCGGCGUGGGGACGCGGCCCUGCUGCUGGAGCCGUGCCCGCCACUCGUAUCUAUCGCACCGGAGAUCUUGUUCGAUACCGACACGACGGUGCUCUGGAGUUCUUCGGCCGCCGAGAUGGCCAGGUCAAGGUCAAUGGCCAGCGGAUUGAGCUGGGUGAGAUUGAAAGCCGCCUGUCUGUUGAUGAUCGUGUAAGCCUGGCAUUGGUGGUCCAACCCAAGGCAGGGCCUUGCAAACGACAACUGGUAGGCGUCCUCACCCUUGGUGGUGAUGCUCACAGCCAUCCCAACACUGGCGACAAUCAGAAUGGGGACGAGGUCUCCAUCACUCAAGAUUGUUGUCCAGUUGCGGGUUCCGCUGACCGUCUUGCCCGAGUUCGCACUGCCAUUGCCGACAUUCGGAGCAACCUUGGAGACUCGCUCCCGCACUACAUGGUUCCUUCUGUGUGGGUUGUUCUUGAGAGGAUGCCUGUGGUAGUGUCGGGCAAGUUGGAUCGAGUCAAGGUGGGAAGAUGGGUUGAGAGCCUGGAUGACGCGGCGUAUGAACGGAUAUCGCACGACUUUGGGCUUGCAGGGGAGGAUGAAGAAGAGAUCGAGGUGACCGGUCCCAUCAAGACUCUGAGAGACAUCUGGGCCAAGGAGCUCAACAUCCCCGCAGAUCGCAUCAAACUGAACAAGGCAUUCCUUAGUCUUGGUGGCGACAGUAUUACAGCCAUGGGCGUGGUCUCGCGUGCCCGUGUCGCCAAGAUCAAACUGUCGAUUCAGGAUGUUCUUCGCUCCAAAUCUAUCGUCCACCUUGUGGAGCUCGCAAAGUUCUCGCACUCGGAGCCAUCUAGCAACCAAGGACCCAAGGCUGAGAGCGGUGAGGACAAGCCAUUCCCUCUGUCACCGAUUCAGACCUUAUACAUGAGCUCUACCACCAAGUACUCAGGCGACGCACGCUUCAACCAAAGCUUCUCUGUCAGUGUUGCACGGCAUAUCACAUCCGACACCAUCAAGCAGGCGAUCGAGUCGAUCGUUGCACGACAUAGCAUGCUACGCGUGCGAUUCAGUAAGACGACCAGAGGUACCUGGCAGCAACAAGUCCAAAAGAUACAGGCCAAUGCCUACUGCCUCGUACAACACCGGGUCAAUUCUCGCCGUGAUAUUCCUGCCAUCGUGGCUACGGCUCAGAACAGCUUGGAUAUUGAGAGGGGUCCUGUGUUCCGAGUAGAUGUUUUUGACGCCAUGGCUGAAGACGAGACCAUCAUUUCCAUGAUUGCCCACCAUUUGUGCGUCGACAUGGUCUCAUGGCGUAUCAUCGUCCAGGACCUUGGUCAAUUCUUGGAGACGGGUUCGUUGCCACAGGACGAACGCCUUUCCUUCAAGGAAUGGUGCACCAUCCAAGCUGCCAACACCGCAUCACUUGACAAGGACACUCUCCUCCCCUUCAAAGAGGUCCCAGCUGAUCCCCUGUACUGGGGUAUGCGCAACCCUCUGGCAUACGGCACAACGGAGACCAGAGCAUUCUCACUCGACGAGAGAAACACAAAGAUGGCUUUGACUGAUUGCCACAAGACGUUCAGAACGGAGCCAUCUGAGCUGUUCGUGGCAGCUAUUGGCCACGCAUUCUCUAUGGUCUUCCAAGACCGGGUCACACCCACAAUCUACACCGAAAACCAUGGGCGUGAUCAAGCGUCGGAUUCUGAAGUGGACUUGACUCAGACCGUCGGGUGGUUCACGUCGAUCUGUCCUUUGCAUGUGCCGGGCGGGGUUGAUGAGGUAGAUACGGUGCGCAGGACCAAGGACAUGCGACGCAGCAUCCCAGAGAACGGUCGUUCGUACUUUGCCAGGAAAUGGCUGGAUCCUAUCGCCAAUAGAGAAAAGUCGACACCCAUGGAGGUCCUUUUCAAUUACCUUGGAGGUGGUGUCCGGAAUGUCGACGAUGCAGACGACUCGAUUGUGAGGGCAGUCGACCUCGCUGACCAUGAAGGGCUAGUAGCCGAUGUGGGACCCCAAACACCAAGGCUUGCUUUGUUCGAAAUUUCCGCCAUUGUGGUAAACAACAAGCUUCAGUUCAGCUUCGUGUACGACAAGGGCCUUCAGAAGCUCAAUGAUGUUCGCCGUUGGGUUGGUCUCUGCAAACAGAGCCUCGAGAAGAUGGUCGCUUCUCUCGUCCAACAGCCGGCAGAGCCAACCUUGAGCGAUUAUCCCCUCCUGACCCCCCUGACGUAUGGUAACCUCCACAAGCUCAGCCAGACGGAGCUUCCACGUCUUGGAGUGCACUCUAUUUCCGAUGUCGAAGACAUAUAUCCUUGUACCCCUGUGCAGGAGGGCAUGUUGAUUGGGCAGCUACGCGAUGUGAACGCCUAUUUCUUCCAUGGCAUUUACGAUGUCAAACACGCUGACUAUCGUCAUCGGUUGGAUGCUAACAAGCUCCUGCGUGCAUGGCAAAAAGUGGUCGACCGUCACGCUGCUCUGAGAACCGUGUUUGUGGAGAGUAGCAGACGGGGAGCGGUUUUCGAUCAGCUGGUGCUCAACAGGGCAGACUCGGGUGCUGUGCUGUUGAGGUGCAGUGAUGAAGAUGUCUUUGGCCACCUGAGCCAAGUGACAAUUCACGCGUCUGCCAAACUCCGAAAGUCCAAGCGUCAACCUCAGCUCCCACACCAACUGACCAUCUGCACGACUCCAAGCGGCCGAGUGGUGAUUAAACUGGAAAUCAACCACGCGGCUGUUGAUGGCGGUUCCCUUGCCAUCAUCCUUCAAGAGCUUGCUUCUGCAUACAGUGGGUCUCUCGAGCUCCACGCAGGUCCUCUGUUCAGCAAAUAUGUCCAGUACAUCCGCAGUCUACCUGCCGGCGCCGACACCGAGUAUUGGAUGACAUAUCUGAAGGGUAUCCGGCCCUGCCAUUUCCCCAAGCUCAUUGAGGAUACUGCCACCGACAGCUCCAUCGACAGGAGACUCGGCUCUUUGACCCUGCCAUUCGAUCGGUUUUCGGAGCUGCGUCAACUGUCAGAGCAUGCCCACGUCACCCUGGCAAACAUUAUUCACACAGCAUGGGCUUUUGUUUUGCGAAAGUACACCGGAAGCGAUGAUGUCUGCUUCGGGUAUCUGACGGCAGACCGCGACGCCCCGGUUGAUGAGAUUGACAAAACGGUCGGGACUCUGAUCAACAUGCUCUGCUGCCGCAUCCAAGUCACUGAAACCCAGGCGCUUGAAGAUUUGUUCCGUGCGACUCAAGAUCAGCAUUUGCAGAGCGUGUCGUUCCAGCGUUGCUCUCUCGCCCGGGUUCAGCACGAGCUGGGCCUCGCCGGGAAGCCGUUGUACAACACUUCUAUCUCGACACAGAACCAUGGGAACGGGAACGAUUGGGGACGUGGUGAUGGAAUUCGGCUCGAGAUGGAAAAAGCACACGAUCCCAGUGAAUAUGCUGUCACUGUCAAUGUUGACACAUCGAGAAAUAGCGAGGGUGUGGUCUUUCGGUACUGGACUGAUCACAUCACGGCUGAGCAGGCUGAAGAAAUGUCACAAACCAUGGCCAGCAUUCUCAACGCAUUCAUUUCGCAGCCAGCAAAGUCUGUUGCCGCUCUGGACCUGGCCAUCUCACACCGCUCCACUGCCGGAGACCUGGAGCCCGAGAACAUUCCUAGCAGCGGACGGACAUCUUCCAGUGCCGACUCUUUCCAGACUGUCCCGUCGCAAGGACCACGGAGCACUUCGCACAAAACCACACUUCUGAAGUUGUGGAGUGCAUUGCUGGACCUUCCACAAGAUUCCAUCAGCGGGCCAGACAGCUUUUUCGAACUUGGCGGUGAUAGUAUCACGGCCAUGAAGCUGGUUGGUGAAGCCAAGGACCAUGGGCUUGCCCUCACAGUCGCUGACGUUUUCCGAAAUCCAUGCCUGGAUGACAUGGCUGCGAGCGCAAGCGCCGCCGAUACGUACGCUUCAGAUGAGUCAACGGCAAACGGGGCCGAUGGAUUCACCAACAUGACAGCCUCCAUGCUUCAGGAUUCCCACGAAUACGAGCGAUUCUCCCUUCUGGCGGCAUCCAAUGUUGACGCUUUCCUUCAGACGGACAUUGUCCCUCAAACGGGUGUCUUUAGAGGGGGGUUGUCUGACGUUCUUCCCGCCACCGACUUCCAAUCGUUGGCAGUUGCCGGCUCGCUUCUCAAAUCUCGCUGGAUGCUCAACUACUUCUACUUGGAUGGCGAUGGGCUUGUCAACUUGGUCCGCUUGAAACGAGCAUGCUUCCGUCUGGUGCAGUCUCUGGAUAUUCUCCGCACCGUCUUCGUGCCUUCGGGCGGGCGAUUCCUCCAAGUAGUUUUGCGGACAGUUCGACCAGCCUUCCACGUUAUGGAGGUGGAGAACGAAGAUCAGCUCGACACUGCUACACAGGAGAUGCAGAGACGGGGUGGAUUUGAAGGAGAGCUCGACGUCGAUGGGGAGACAACACCACGUCUCGGCGAACAGUUCGUGCAGUUUACGGUUCUGCGCUGUCGCCAAAGCACUCGCCACAGAGUCCUCCUGCGGAUUUCUCAUGCCCAAUAUGAUGGUGUGUGCUUCCCAAAGAUCCUGGAUGUUCUUGUUGCCGAGUAUCGUGGCGAGUCGGUGGAGCGUCCACCAUCUUUUGCAAAUUAUCUACGUGCAUCUGCUGGCACCUUGACAUCGGAACAUUACCAACACUGGAAGAAGCUUCUUCACGGUUCAUCCAUGACCGAAGUUGUCCGCCGCAUGGGGCCAAACUAUCGGAGAGCUGGGACUGGAGCAACCGCCUGUCUGAAAAAGGUUGUUUAUUUGCCCCUUGUGGACUCGGGACGCGUCACCACCGCAACUGUUGUCAAGGCUGCCUGGGCCUAUGUCCUGGCGCAAGUCUCGGCCAGCAACGAUGUGGUGUUUGGCCACACUGUCAGCGGCCGCAAUGCAUCAGUCGCCGGCGUUGAGAGUAUGAUUGGCCCUUGUCUCAAUCUGCUUCCAGUUCGUGUCAAGUUUGGCACGGCCGGCAGCACAGCGAGGAAGGUUCUUAAUCAGGUUCAGGAGCAGCAAGUUGCGAAUAUGCCACACGAGGUUCUUGGCUUCCGUGAGAUUGUUCGCCAUUGCACCAGCUGGCCUCGCUGGACCUACUUCACCACCACAGUCCAACACCAAAAUGUCGACCAAAGCACUCACGUGAGACUUGGCGAUGUUGACUACCGCGUGGGGUGCGCAGCAGGUGCCGACGAAGACUUUUCUGAUCUCUCUAUCUUCUCACAGCGAGCGGAAAGUGAUGGAGCUGAUAUGUACGAGAUAAUGCUCAGCUUUGCCGAAGACGGCCCAGUUCCCCGCGAGUUUGCUGAGCGUGCAUUGGACAUGCUCUGCAGCGCCGCAGAAUUGUUUUGCGCCAACCCCGAUACACCACUGCCGUCGGACACUGAGAUUUCUGGCGCCUCUCAUCAGUUGCCGUUCAACGAUAUUUCCACACAAGACAACGACGAGGGUACUUUUGCUGUAUCCCGCUUGCGACAUGUCAAGAAAAGGCAGAUCGACAACCUCUCUACACUGGUCAAGAAGGCUUGGUUCCAGGUACUGAGUCUGCCAGCGACGGACGAUACCAUUGACAUGGACACAUCUUUCUUCGCCGUCGGAGGAGACAUUGUUGAUCUUGCGCAGGUAGCAUUGCUACUGGAACAAAAAGGUCUGCCGGAGCCCAGGUUAGAGGAUUUGAUUGACCAUGCCACCUUGAGGGGUCACAUGGCUGUCGUUGCUUCUCUAUCUGGCGCGGUCUCAACUACCGAGGACAGGAGAACCACUACGGCUGGGCACCAGGGUGACAGAGCUAGCAUUUUGACGGUGCCUAGUGUCCAUCAGGACGACAACUCGUUUGCCAAGGUGGUGAAUAUUGUGAGGAUGGCGAAGAAGUUCAUGGUUAAGCCUAAGGCUAAAGGACAGAGGGUGCAGGCUGCUAUUUGAGCAGAUGGCGUGGGCAAAUGUUAACGAGGGAAAGAUAAGGGAUGGGAUACUGACCAAGUGAAAAGGGGACAAUGCCCAUGUGGUGAGACAAAGUUGGCAGGUAUUCGGGCAGUUUUUGUUUUUCCACUGUUUUUACAAUCUCUUGAUUUCAGUUGGUAUUUGGAGUCGUUACUUGGAAUUUCUGCAGAUUUUUACAGAACACGAGGUGUUGGGUGGUGUUUAUAUCUAGGUGGUUUUAUUCUCCUUUCAUAAGUUCACUUUCUAGAACCAAACUUGUGCUACUACUCUACUUAUCACUCUCAAUCUUUGUGAACGUUCGUACUGGUACCUACUUGACUUUGUGCCGCCAUCCAAAUGUUGUCCUUUUCAACAGCCCGAUGGCUCUCAGCUCAUUGCAGACAAACGUCAUAUCACCCUCAUUCAACGCUAGCAAAACCUCCCAUUUACCCUCUUGUUCUUUUGUCCCUGCCUGUCGUUCGUUCCCCUGGCGUCGCGGAAGGAUGUUCAUGCUCCCGUCGUUGGCGCUCCACGUUUUCCUCGCCCAGUCUGGCCGGCUGUUGACCGUCCCGAGGAUACUGAACCGGACGUCUGCGCCGAGGAAGCUCCAGGAGGAGUCGAGUCUGGUUGUUUACUGCUGGACUGUGUUUUGGUGGGCUAUGGCGAGGUCAUGUGGCGGAGUGGAGGAAAAAGUUGCUAGGUGCUUGGAUAGUGAGGGUGAUGUUGGGAUCGGUGGAGGUGCUGGCGGUGAUGGAUUGGAUGCUGUAGCGGAUUUCGGAGGGCGGCGGUGGCGAUUUGUGCAAUAUUGGAAGGGAUUUGGGGUUGAUGGUCGGGUGAGGAGGGAGCAACAGGCUUUGACGGGGGAAGUUGAAGGCCAUGAGGGUGAGAUGUACUGGGAAUUGACUGUGGAGGUGGGAUUGCUCUGCUGUUGAAGUCCUUCUUAAGAUUGAUGCAGCUUCCGGUUUCGGAUGUGACGGGCAGCUUAGGGUCACCAGGAAUGGUUUCGAGCACUUGAAGUAGACUGAUUCCAUCACAAACAGUGUGAUGUGAGGCAAUACAGAGAAGCAAAC
Molecule: messenger RNA, 26243 nt
Organism: Podospora pseudopauciseta
Lineage: Eukaryota; Fungi; Ascomycota; Sordariomycetes; Sordariales; Podosporaceae
Product: NRPS protein
Exons: 9
Coding region: 1090-25176 (8028 amino acids)
Molecular function (GO): phosphopantetheine binding; catalytic activity
Source: RefSeq, a predicted model, not a curated record